This is a messenger RNA of Vitrella brassicaformis, 5388 nucleotides long. The record is from the annotation of a GenBank genome assembly. NCBI's taxonomy places the organism in Eukaryota, Vitrellaceae.
UGUGUACAAUGCGGCCAUUCAUUCUUGCUGGGUGUCCAGACGAUGUCAGCCAUCCAUCCGUCCAAGUCAGGUAUACACCAGAGCGACCCUUUUGCUAAUCACGUCGCUUCUCGCCGUUUGCCUUGUCCAGUCCGCCCUCGUGUUCUCUGCCACCCACGGUCCGACUACUGUACCAUGAUGUGAGCGGGAUACACUUUGGGCACACUUGAGACUCAUUCAAUUCACAGCAGGUUGCUGUUGCUGUCCAUCUCUGCAGGCAAAACACAAACGCGCACAGCACACACACGUAUGACCACAUCACAGAAAAUCCGACUGUAUGUCUCUCUCUCUGUCGCACCCGUCAGUGGCUGCGAGCCAGUAGGGGGCGGCGGGAGGCGAGGGACCUGACAAACAGAAGACCACACACAAAGAAAGAAAUCUCCCCAAGCACCUCACCUCCUCUCCCGGCCAAAUCUACGCCCACCAUUUCGUUGGCAGCGGCCAGUCCCGCCCUUCGCGAGUAUGCCCGCGCCCCGGGGGCCUCGCCGCCCUCCAUGCAGAGCAGGUCGCGCACCUCAUCCUCGGCAGCCGACUUGUUGUCCUCACCGCCACCGCCCCGCCAGCCCACAGAAGCGCCACGUCGGGUGGGGGAGAAGUUCUUGUCGCCACCGGGGCUGCGGUUGGUGGCACCACCACGGAUCUGUGGGGGGUGGAUGGGCAAGAGAGGACAGAGGGAGGGAGUCCAUGUGAGUGAGUGUGUGUCUGAGUGAGUGUUGGGAGAAGAGGGGACAGGGGGGAGAGGGGGAGGGGGUUUGGGUACCGCAGAGUCGCCGAUGAAUGAGAGGUCUGUGUCGUCGUCACCGAAGCCGUCCAUCUGAGUGGCACCUGCAGGGGAGAAAGGACGGGAGAGUUUGUGGUGCAUAACUCGAUGAUGGCGUGCUUGCCCUGCCCACCAGGCCGUUUGCUGCUCCUGAUGACUGUGUAUUUGAUGUGGGCGAAGGGGUCGAACCCUGGAUGGAUGCAGUGCACACAAUGACAGACAUGUGUUGAUGGACGCAGAAACGACACACAAUGGCCGGCCAUGGGACUCACUCACCGUAUCUGCUGAAGAUGCUGCCGUAUUGCGGAUGCCUCGACAGCCAGGUGGAUAUGGCCAGCAAGAUGGCCAGCACAAGCAGAACCAACAAGACCAAAUAGGCACCUGCAUGACAUGAUGCAGAAGGACACAGACACACAGGGGGAAUCAAGCCAAGCCCGCGGAGCCCCUGACUGACGUCAUCCCAAAGACAAAGAAAGACCUUUGCCGAAUGGCGAUGUGUGUGGACAGGGCACUGCCACCGGUGGCGGCACCCAGCCGCCCUCACAGAUGUCCCCCGGUAUCUUGCGGUAAGCACUCUGACGAUCGAUGCACACAGACGGACAGCAGAGCAGAGCAGCAGAGUUUAUAUGGUGUGUUGACGGAAGUGUUAAAGUGGCUGGGUGCGUGACGUGACUUCUCCCACCCCGUAGAAGAUCCCUCCCGAGGUGCAGUUGGCGGUGGUCAGUUUGGGGUCGUCGGGGACGCACUCCAUGCUGCCCACCUGCACUCACACACACAUAGGGAAACACAGAGCUGCACGUCCCAGUCAGUCUGACAGGCUCACCCACCCUCCGUGUGAAGCCCAUCUCGCACUGGAAAUCCUCCUGGGUGCAUGCACACGCCUGUACAGGUACACACACAUAUCGACACAUAUUAGAACGCAUCAGACAGACAUGUGUGUGUGGGUGAGUGCCAUCAGGGAGGAGCUGCUGCCGUGCCGUCUGGCCCACCUUCCUCUCCACAGGACGGUCGAAGUCCCGGCCGUUGAAGCACUCGGAGGUCUGCUUGCGACGAGUGUAGGUGAUCUGACCAGCAGGCAGACAGGCAGGCAGAUAGGCAGGCAGGCAGGCAGGCGGCACACACCAAUCAAGUCACAGAAUCCAUGAGAAUCAGAAUCUUCAUCGUUCGCCCACCAACCUGUCUGCCGAGGACGCAUCGGUCGUUUCGGCGUCCAUCUGUGGGGGUCCAUGUCUCGUAGUCGGACGACACGGAGUCCGCCGCCCACACACCCUACAAACCACACACACACACACACAUACAGAGGGCGGUGCAAAUGUGUGUCGGGGAUGGAGGGAAUGAGUACGCUGCACUGAGGUUGGCCGAGGGCUUUGAAGUCGAGGUAGUACAACACACCCUGACGGACGGAGGGAGGGAACGAUCACACGUGUGCGUGUGCAGGGGUGUAGGAGGUAUGUAUGGUUGCGCCUUACGGUGUCGGCUCUGCUGCCGUAUAGCAGGAACUCCAUGGAAGUCAUGUUGGGCUCAAUCACGAUGUUGUCUACCUGCAAUGCAUCCACAGCCAGCCAUCACCCCCAUUCAUGUGUGCGAAGGGAGAGGGGCUCUCACUGGCUGGCCAUCCACGUGUGUGGUGUGUUUGGUGUGCGACCUCUAGGGGGUAUUGUCCCAGGUCGAAGUCAUACCAGCUCUGACCCUCAUUCCACGAAAAGACCACCUGCAUCGCAUCGACAAGCACAGGCAAUCCAUGUGUGUAUCAGGGAUUAGUGCAUUCCCCACCCACCUGUUUGGUGUAUUUGAUGUCGUCUGCCAUGACGAUGAGGCCGCCGUGGUCGCCAAACUCAUAGAUGUACGAGCCCUUGUGUGCCUCCACCCAGGUCUGCCCGCCGUCUCGAGAAAGGUACGUGUUGACCUGACGCGCCAUCCAUCCAUCCAUCCAACCUAUACCCUCUCCCUCCCUCCCUCCCUCCCUCCCUCUCCCUCUCUCCCUUGCCGCCUGUUUGCAUGCUCACAUCGUCUUGUUCGAAUCUAAGGUGAGGUCCGAUGUUGCCCGUGCCGAUGAUGAGCCCAACGGCGCUGUCGACGGCGUAGAAGGGGGCGUACUUGUGGUGGUUGGUCACGCCAUGCAGGUGCAGCCAGCAACGGUCCGGCGGGCAAUCGAUCUUCUGGCCUACAGGUCGGUCGGCAAACAUGGACUCGUGGCGUGGAUGGCAUAGCAUACAUCGCUCUACGGCUAUGCCAUGGAUGGAGUACCUCGGGAGUCGACGGUGGGCGCCACCAGGUACCUCCACGCCGAACCCUGGCGAAAGCAAACGACGAGAAGUGACGGGUGUGAUUCAUUCGUGCUGCUUCUCAUUGAUGGAGAUGGUUGCGUGGAUGUGUGGGUGCCUUGUCGAAAGAGAUCGCCGUCCGAACCACGUCCUCGCUCUUCGCCUACACCCACCCACCCAUUGGACGCGUCAGCGGAUAGAUGGAUGGAUGGAUGGCUAUGCCUGUCUGCCUGCCUGCCUGCCUGCCUUCGGGUGGGCAGGGCAUGUGCGUACCCUAGCGUCAGGCCCUCGCCUCCGGUCUACUUGUGUCUCGGUGGCCUCAUCCUCCUGCAUAGCAAUGUCACACACAGACAGACAGAGGGAGGGAAUGUGUGUGGUGUUUGUGGUGGCCUGUUUGUGUACUUCCUCUUCGUAGCUGGCGUCCUCCUGCUCCUUGCGGCUCUCAUUGGGCAGCUUCCCCGCACUGAUGCGCCCAUGAAAGAUGCAUAUGUGAUGGGAUGGGAAUCUGUUCUGUGUGGUCACUUGUUGGGGUCGUCUUUGAAGUUGGCAAUAUAAACGCCAUCAAGACUGCGAAUCUGACCACACCACACACAUGUCUCAGGAAGCAUUGAUGGCAUAGGGGCAGGAUGUCAAGGAGAUCACAUACCCGGUCGAAUUCGCAUUCCCCCGCCCUGUUGCGGACGUUGUUUGCGAGGGUCAGGCUGUACCGCAGACCAGCGGCAUCCGACACAUAAACAUUGCCGGUGCCGGUGCGCUCGGCCUGGUCCCCGUGGUUGGCGUGUAUCAUGACGACGCCCGAAGAAGUGUCCAGGAUGGUGUAGGAACGCUCCUGAAGCUCGAGCGACAUCUGAUGAAUAUAUAAUGACAUGCACACGUCGGCACAUAUGAAUGACAACCCCCCGUCGCCCAUCCACAAAGCGUCCACACCGCAGCUUGGUGGAAUGUCUUGGCGCCGUCGUUGCUGACCAUCAUCUUGACCGUCUGCUUCUCAAUGUCGUCCACCUGCACACCCACACAGACAUACAGAGGGGGGAGAGAGUGAUGCAACCAUACCGCCUGUACGUCCAUGUGCGUGUGUGCUCACUGACCACAGCGACGAAUAUGUAUCCGUUAGAGACGAGAAACUUGUUGCCGCCGUGGACCAGCCGGUGCAUGGACUUGCCAAAGUUCUCCGUGUGGGAGAAAUGCACGUCAUGGGACUGCAUCCGCGUGCAUCCACGCAAACAAACACGAAAAAAGACCUUCAUGUGCAUGUAUGACGAGUUCAGAAUCCCACACACGUACCCAAGCGGAGAACUUGGGUUGGUCUCCGUGUUUGUGUCGCCAUGAGGUGACGUAUAUGCGGUCGAAGUGUCCGGACUUGACGUCGCCCCAGGAGAACUGCACCACAUAGGCCGUCACCAGCUCGAACGUUCUCCCCAGGUCCUUGGUCACGUACAGCAUGUGCACACACGGAGACGCUGCACACACACACACACACACACAGCCGCCCUUCGUCAAUCAGUCAACCAACACACACAUCGCGUGUAUGAUGCCUCCGCCAAUGCGUACCGUCUCCGGUGACAAGUGUGAUUGCCUGCCCCCUCUUCUCUUUGCAGCUGUCGGGCCACGUCGACAGCAGCGCCCACGUGGGCCGCUUCGGGUGGAACACCCACGAGUGUAUGGGCGUCCUCUGCUUGAGCCGUCGGAAGGUCCGCGCGGCGUCCUCUGAUAUGAAGUGCGUGUGGUGGCUGCCCACCACCAACACGAUGCUGGGCUGCACCGAGCUGACCACCACGGAAUCCACCAACAUGGAUGCACCGCCCGAUUCCUCAUCUCCUGCACUCACUCACCCAUCGCCAAAUCCCCACACACCGAUGUUCAAACGUCCAUAUAUAAUAGCUAUGGACAUAUAUGUAUAUUCGUUGUACACAUCGUACCGAUGAGGUGUGAGGUGAUUUCUGUCCAGUCCUUGCCGGCGUUGUCGCUUCGGUAGAGUCGCUUCUUGAGGGUCCGCAGCAGGACGGUACGGCGGUCGUGGCCAGCCCACUUGAUGGACUCGAUGGUGCUGUCAAAGCUGGUCUCAGUUAUCAUCACUGCAAAUGCCAAUAUCGACACAUGAGGCAUGCAUCCGUGUGCAUUCCUCGUCUAUUCUUCCAUUCCCUGGCUCAUCGCAUACCUUUCCUCUCGCCGAGCUGAGCACGGACUGGCUGUGGCAGCGCUGAUGCCGCCAACAGCGCGAGGACGCCCAAGGCGAUCAUUUUACGACGCCCAACUGCAGCAAAUGCAUCUAUAUGGCCAUGAAACCAUGCAUUCCUCCUGUUUCCUUACCUACCUGACUUGCCU